This is a messenger RNA of Pseudogymnoascus verrucosus, 375 nucleotides long. RefSeq lists its product as uncharacterized. Bases 1 to 375 code for a protein of 124 amino acids. The record is from RefSeq and is a predicted model, not a curated record. Lineage: Eukaryota; Fungi; Ascomycota; Leotiomycetes; Thelebolales; Thelebolaceae. The transcript has a single exon.
AUGAGUCUCACCUGUGAUCCCCGCGCGCCUCAGACAGUACCUAACCAUGUUCGCGAUGACCUCCCGCCUAAUCUAGAGCUAGUGCAGCUAAAGCUUAAGCAGCAAGAGCUUCGCUUAGAGCUGAAGCGUUUGUAUGGACACGCAUUUGUUCAGGGUUCAAUUGGCACAGAAGCUAGUGAAGAAUAUCGUCAAUUAAAUCGACAGAUUGCUACAGUAACUAAGACGUUUAAGCGAGAGCUCAAGAGGGAGUACCGCCGAGACUACUUCUACCAAAUCCACAACGAAGAACUUAAGAAGAUCAUUAAGAAGGUCAAAGUCGUGACACCGACUUAUGUUGAGCCAGUCGUUAAGCACCAGCUGUCGGAACGGACCUAG